AAAGUGUUAAUGGGACACUGUGACGUCUUGUUGUCUCUCCUGUGCCAGGCGGUGGAGGUGAUCGAGGAGCAGUCCGGCGUUCAGGACUCGCGGCUGCUGAGUCAGCGCACAGAGGCCUUCCUGUCUCUGGCUCGCUUCUCCGACGCUCAGUACCAGAGCAUCGACAAAUACAUGACCUCGUCUGAGUUCGAGAACAAGCAGGCGCUGCUGGAGAAGGCCAAGGAGGAAGUGGACCUGAUCAAGGAGAAGAAAAUGAUGUCCAACAGGUACACGAUAAAGGUGGAGAGGGAGAUGGAGCUGGAUCAGAAGGCUCUGUCCAACCUUCAGGAAGACAAACAGCGCUUCCUGUGUAAGGCGGUGGAAAACUACAUCCAGUGUCUGGAGCAGGGGCGGGAGCACGACACCUGGGUGUUUCGCCUGGCUUCACUGUGGCUGGAGAACGCCGACGUUAAGGCCGUAAACAACAUGAUGAAGGCUCGGCUCCAGCAGCAGCGCAGUGACCCAAAUCGGGAACAGAACGACUACCAGAACCCCCCGGUUCACCUCAAUCACCAGGACCACCGGGAAAACCAGAAUCACCAGGACCACCAAAAGAAGGAAGGAUACCAGCAUCACCAGGACAACCGGGAAAACGAGAAAGACAAGGACCUCCAAAACCUGUAUGACAAACAGGACCAACAGACCAACAGCACCAGGUCCCCCCCGCUGGACCAGGACCAGGACUACCAAAAGCAGGAUGAACACCAGAAUUAUCAGGAAGACUCGAACAACCAGAAAGUCCAGGACCUCCAGGACCUGUAUGACAAACAGGAACAACAGACCGACAGCACCACGCCCCCCCCACUGGACCCGGACCAGAACCACACCUCACCCCCCACCGCAGACCCAAAUUACCUCCAUCAUCACAGGGAGACGGAACACUUCCGUCCUG
Notothenia coriiceps (black rockcod) is the source of this 931-nucleotide messenger RNA. The record is from RefSeq and is a predicted model, not a curated record. NCBI's taxonomy places the organism in Eukaryota, Metazoa, Chordata, Actinopteri, Perciformes, Nototheniidae.